Molecule: messenger RNA, 1168 nt
Organism: Trichobilharzia regenti
Lineage: Eukaryota; Metazoa; Platyhelminthes; Trematoda; Strigeidida; Schistosomatidae
Source: the annotation of a GenBank genome assembly
UAUAAAUAGUGGUGUGAUUUUUCAGUUGUUUGCUGUUCAACUGAACAUCGCUGCACACCAAUAACAUGGUAAAGAAAAAUUGUUUGAUACUGGCGUUUGUUUGGACGUUGUUUCAAUUUUCCUACGUCCUGUGCAAUGAAAUAUCUUCGGCCAAAAGCACUGAAUUGAACAGUUUGAUCAAGCGUUACAGUGACCUCUUUGGUCGUUACAAGGCUUCUGAAUGCGCUGCAUUUUUGGUAGUCAGCUCACCAGAAAUCAAAUGGACUCUGAAGGAAUUUAACGAUGUUAUACGCGACACCAAGUUGCAGAUAUUUGCGAACACGUCCGUGGAUUAUCUGAAUAAACUGAAAAGCGAAUACACUUGGAAGAAUGUAAACGAAGUAUCUUACCUGUAUCAUGACUAUAUAGGUCAAUUGAAAGACGUCGAAGAGUACCACAACAGUACUGUAUUUGAAAAAGUGUGGACCAAAAUGGGGAACAUGAAAGUUACAGUUAACCUACAUGCAGUGUUUGAAAACUACUUGAAAUCCCUUGGCAAUGCAUGGACAGCUAGGAAGGAUCUCUACACGACAGCAGCUGUGUACUACAAAACCGACAACACGCAGAAGGAUGACGACAUCACUUCUGGAAAUGGAACCAUUACCGCAGAAGAAUGGGGAGAAAUUAUUGAAAGGGAAUUAAUCAAAUCAAGAGAGAAAUUUGAGCAAGAAUGCUUGCGAAUCUCGAGAAUUCAGCCCAAUGAAACUUCCAACGAAAUAUUAUUGAAGAAAUCAGAUGGGAAAACUUUGCCAAUAUCUGAGUUGCAAUAUGAUCUUGUUCAACUGAUGUCUGAAGUAGAAAAGGUUGAGAAGCUCAGAAUUGAAAGGUUUCACACACUGACUGCAUUGGAUAUAAUGAAUAUAGCUCUCGAUACAAUGCAACGAGAGCGUGAUCAUGAAUUUGGUGAGCAAUAUGUAAGAAACACAGAGGACAUGGAGCGUUCAUAAACUCAGAAAACAUUUUUCUCUAGUGGUGAUGGUGUUUCACUAAUUCACAUUAAUAAACAUUUUCUCUUUCUCCAAGUCAGUUCUGCUUACAAUCAGUCGUUUUUUGUUUCACAUAAUCUACUUGUAUGAUUCGAGUUUAUCAAUAAGACACACGUACACAACCACUGUAACGACUGAAAAAA